Messenger RNA from Vigna unguiculata (cowpea), 840 nucleotides. NCBI's taxonomy places the organism in Eukaryota, Viridiplantae, Streptophyta, Magnoliopsida, Fabales, Fabaceae. The record is from RefSeq and is a predicted model, not a curated record.
AUGGACUAUGCUAAAUUCAAACUAGGACGGGCCUUGCUCGACGACCUAUAUGGAUCGGGCAGGCUCGACGACCAUAAGAGGUUGGGCGGGCCUAAAGAUAUGAACGGGCUAGGCGGGCCCGACAAACCGAACGAGUUGAUCGGGCCCAACAAUUCAAAAAAUUUGAGUGAGCCCGAUGAACCGAAUGGUGCAGGUGGGCCCGAAGAUCCGAACGGGCCAAGCGGGCUCAAAGACCCGAACAGGCCAAGCGGGCCCAAUGACCCGAAUGGCUCAAGCGAGCUCGAAGAAUCGAACGGGCUGCCCAAAGACCCGAACGGGACAGGAAAGCCCAAAGACCCGAACGGGCCCGACGACCCGAACGGGCCCGUAGACUCAGAUGGGGCGGACGACUUGGACGGGCCCAACGACCCGGACGGGCCUGACAACCUAGACGGGCCUAACGACCCGGACGGGUCUAACGACCUACACGGGCCUUACGACCCGAAUGAGCACGACGACACGAACAGAUGGCAUGACGACACGAACGGGCACGACGACACGAACGACCGCGUCGACCCGUACGACCCAGAUGGGCUCGACGUCCUUGACGGGGCCUACGACCCGAUCGGACCCGAUGACCCAAAUGGGCUUGACGACCCGGACAUGAUCGACGACUUGGAUGGGCCCGACAACUCGAACGGGCCUGACGAUGUUGACGUACCUGACGACCCAGACGAGCCCCACGACUCGAACGUGUCUGACUACCUGAUUGGGCUUGACUGUUUGGACGGGUCCGUCCGGGUCGUCUGGCCCAUUCGGGUCGUCCGACCCGUUCACAUCGUCGAGCCUAGUAACACAUAA